GCGGGGGGCACCGGUCCGCCGCACCAGCGUCGCGGCUUUAAAAGGAUGCUGUGGCCUCUUCCUUUUCCUCCCGCCUCACCAGUUAAUGCUUUUUUUUAUUUAUUAAUUCAUCGCUGAGCCGCUGCUCCGCGAUGCCCGGCGGGCGAGCGGCGGGGUCGGAGGGACGCCGCGGCUGCGCCAGGUGGACCCGUGCCCUCUUUGGCCGCAACAUGGCGGGCAGGGAGCCCUUCACGGCCGUGCUGUCCGCGCUGCGCCGCUGCUACGCUGAGGCCUUCCCGUUGGAGACCUUCGUCCGGCGGCUGGGGGACGGCGGCGCCGGGGACGCCGAGGUGCUGCGGGCCGACGACGGCCCCGGCUACCGCAAUUUCGUGGGGCAGUGCCUCGUGUGCGUGCCCCGCGGCGCCCGCGCCAUCCCGCGGCCCUUCACCUUCCAGCAGUUAUCUAGUCAGAGUGAGGUCACCGCAAGAGUCGUUCAGAGACUGUGUGAAAAAAAGAAGAAGAAUGUCCUCGCAUAUGGAUACUCCUUACCGGAUGAGAACAGUUCUCAAUUCCCAGUCAUGCCACUUUCAAAGAUACACAGCUACCUACCCAAUACUGCCACAGAAACUCUUUGUAUCAGCGGCUUCUGGGAGACACUGUUGAGCCGGAUAGGGGAUGAUGUGAUGAUGUAUUUAUUGGAACACUGUGCAGUCUUUAUGCUGGUGCCCCCUAGUAAUUGUUACCAAGUUUGUGGUCAACCAAUUUAUGAACUUAUUUCACGUAGUGUAGACUCAUCCCUGGUAUUUGUUAGACAAAGGUUCUCAAAGUAUAAACGUACUAGCUUGCUUAAAUAUAUGCGAAAAAGGCUUAUGUUUCAUAGAAAUUAUCUUUUAAAGUCAUACAGACAAAGAUGUGAAGUUAAUGUCUCCAGAAUGAGAAAUGAAAGAAAGAACAAGAGACAAAGCUUAGUGCCCACUGACCAGUGUUCUGCAAAAGCUGUUUCUAAAGCAAGCAAACAGAUCAAAAUGGUUACUGAAGAUCAGGAAAAACAGAGUAGCUCCAGUUCAUGUGUUUCAGCCCCAGCUCCAUCUUUAAAAAGGAAGAUUCAUAGACAAAAAUCUGAAAUUCCAGCCAAGAGGGCAAAAAUAGGGGAGAAAGUGAGAGAGGAAAAGGCUUGUAGUCUUCUUCCUGAUGUAAACCAAAGGGUUUACAAGAGGGCAAAAAUAGGGGAGAAAGUGAGAGAGGAAAAGGCUUGUAGUCUUCUUCCUGAUGUAAACCAAAGUAGUUCUGAGAAAUCUGAAACUGGGUAUGUAGCACCACAUUCUGAAAGUGUCAUUAAAACCCCCUGUAUUUCUGAAAGAAGUAACAGUGCUGUGUUUGGUCCUUCUUUUCUUCACACAUCUCGUGGCAGGGGAAGGUUUGUGGUAGGCUCUCUUCUGCAGAGAUUUCAGAGUAACAAACCUUUAGAGUCCAACAUUGAACUGCAAGCAGAAUCCCGUAGGAAAAGAGAAGCGAUUCUUAUCCAUGAAUCUCAUUUGGCUUCAGGACAAACCAAACCUGUGGAGGGUACUUCAAAAUGCAGAGAGCAGGAAAGUCCUCAAGCUCGUUUAUCAAAGAAGUUACCAAAUAGACUCCUGAGUUCUGCAGCAUACAUUGGGAGGAAGUCUCUUCUCUAUUCUUGCAGGAGUUUCCAAGAAUGUUUUCCUAAAUCAUUUGUAUUGAAUCGCUUGCAGGGCUCUGAGGCAGGUGGAAGACGACUUAUAGAAGCUAUAUUCUUAAACCAAAAUCAGGUGCAGCAAAGGCAUAACCAAAGUCUGCCAGAAUGCAAGCGGAGAAAGAAGACAUUGCCCAAGCGCUACCGGCAAAUGAGGCACACAUUUCAGGAACUGCUAAAGAACCAUGGAAAGUGCGCUUACUUAGCUCUCUUGAGAAAGAAUUGCCCUGUUUGGAUAUCUGAAAUCAGUUUGAAAAAAAUCAAGCUGUCUUGUCAGGCAGCCUUGCCUGGGGAAGCAGAGGUUCAGAAGCAAGCAGAACAGUUUGGGAAAGAGCCUGCUAAGUGUGUGACAAGCAGCAGAUGUGAAUCUGGUCACACUGAUGUGCCAGAUAACAUAGAUGCUCCCCUCCCAGAAUCUGUGCGUGGGGAGUUGCCACCGAGUGAGGAGCAAAACCCACAAGAGGCACGUGAUUCAGCCCUCAUGGAGCUCCUCAAGCAGCACAGCAGCCACUGGCAGGUGUACAUGUUUGUGAGGGAUUGCCUGGAGAAGGUCAUUCCUGAUGAGCUUUGGGGUUCAAAUCACAACAAGUGCCGGUUUCUAAAAAAUGUCAAAGUGUUCAUUUCCAGGGGGAGGUUUGCUAAGGUUUCAUUGCAGGAGUUGAUGUGGAGGAUGAGAGUGAAUGACUGCAUGUGGCUUCGUCUAGGCAAAGGUGAUCACUUUGUUCCUGCCGAUGAACAUUGUUUCCGUGAAGAACUUUUGGCCAAAUUCCUGUACUGGCUGAUGGGUACCUAUGUUGUUGAGUUGCUCAGAUCAUUUUUCUAUAUCACCGAGACCAUGUUCCAGAAAAACAUGCUCUUCUACUACCGAAAGUUUAUCUGGGGCAAGUUACAGAACAUUGGAAUUAGAAACCAUUUUGUCAAAGUACAGCUACGGCCUCUGUCUUCAGAGGAGAUUGAAACUAUCCGUCAAAAAAAAUUCGUUCCUAUGGCAUCAAAACUCCGCUUUAUUCCAAAACCAAAUGGGUUGAGACCCAUAGUAAAAGUGAGCGGUGUUGUCGAACCACGAGCACUCAGCAAGGAAAGCAGAGAAAAGAAGAUGAAUCAUUACAACACUCAACUAAAAAAUCUGUUUAGUGUGUUAAAUUACGAACGGACUAUAAACACCAGUUUUAUAGGCUCUUCAGUGUUUGGGAAAGAUGAUAUCUACAAGAUAUGGAAGCAGUUUGUUACAAAAAUUCUUGAAUCUGGUGCUGAAAUUCCUCAUUUCUACUGUGUAAAGGCUGAUGUGUCCAGGGCUUAUGAUACCAUUCCUCACAAUAAACUGGUGGAAGUGAUUUCGCGGGUCCUGAAGCCUGAGAAGAGAACUGUGUACUGCAUACGGCGCUACGCUGUGAUUAUGAUUACCCCAAGUGGAAGAGCCAAGAGGCUCUAUAAGAGACAUGUUUCUACCUUCAAGGACUUUAUGCCGGACAUGAAGAAGUUUGUGUCCCAGCUUCAGGAGAAUGACUCAUUGCAAAAUGCAAUAGUAGUUGAACAGAGCUUAACGUUCUAUGAGACAAGUUCCAGCCUGUUUAAUUUUUUCCUUCAAAUGAUACAUAGCACCAUUCUGGAAAUUAGGAACAGGUACUACUUACAGUGCUGUGGAAUUCCACAAGGCUCCAUUUUGUCAACCUUACUUUGCAGUUUAUUCUAUGGAGAUAUGGAAAACAAAUGGCUCUCUGGAAUAAAGCAGGAUGGAGUCCUAAUACGUCUCAUUGAUGAUUUUUUGCUGCUUACACCACAUUUAAUGAAGGCAAGAGCUUUUCUAAGGACUCUAACAACAGGUAUUCCUGAGUACGGCCUUUUAAUAAACCCAAGUAAGACAGUGGUGAAUUUUCCUGUUGAUGAUAUCCCAGGAUGUUCCAAAUUUAAACAGCUGCCAGAUUGUCGUUUGAUCCCAUGGUGUGGUUUGUUAUUAGAUAUAAAAACACUUGAGGUUUACUGCGAUUACUCCAGUUACACCUGUACUUCUAUCAGAUCAAGUCUUUCCUUCAAUUCAAGUAUAACAGCUGGGAAAAACAUGAAAUACAAACUGAGUGCAGUCCUCAAACUGAAAUGUCAUAGUUUAUUUCUUGAUUUGCAGAUCAACAGCCUUAGAACAGUUCUCAUUAACAUCUACAAGAUAUUUUUACUCCAGGCUUACAGGUUCCAUGCCUGUGUUCUCCAGUUUCCAUUCAGCCAGCAAGUUAGAAAGAAUCCUGAUUUCUUCCUAAGGAUUAUCUCUCAGACUGCAUCAUGCUGCUAUGCUAUCCUGAAAACAAUAAAUGCAGGGAUUGCUAAAGAUAACAAAGGUGUAUCUGGCAUAUUCCCUAUUCAGGUAGCAGAAUGGCUCUGCUACCAUGCCUUCACUGUCAAACUGUUAAAUCACAGAGCUGUUUACAAAUGUCUGCUUACAUCCUUAAAAGUCUGUAAGAGGAAGCUAAUCAGGAGGAUCCCAGAGGAUACUGUGGCACUACUGCAGGCAGUGACAGAACCGUCUCUUUGUCAAGAUUUCAAAGCUAUCCUGGACUAACUGAUUGAGGUUUAUUUCAUAAUUUUCUCAGGUUUGAAAAUAAAUGCUAUGUAUUUAGGUGACUUCUCUGUAAUUUAUUUUGGUAGAGUGGGCCAAAAGCAAGUUCACCCAGAAGUUUUAUGUGUUUGUUUCUCAGAUACUCUACAAGGACAUAAAAAGAGCAGACGGUUUUGUUAAUACCUUCUUGUUUGGAUUUUUUUGUUUGUGGGUUGUUUUUUUUGUAAAUUUCACUGGCUGUUUAAAGUAAUUUACCUGAUUACGUUCCAUAAUUCUUAUCUUCUUGAUGAA
Molecule: messenger RNA, 4532 nt
Organism: Serinus canaria (Common canary)
Lineage: Eukaryota; Metazoa; Chordata; Aves; Passeriformes; Fringillidae
Gene: TERT
Product: telomerase reverse transcriptase
Exons: 16
Coding region: 132-4244 (1370 amino acids)
Biological process (GO): telomere maintenance via telomerase
Cellular component (GO): telomerase catalytic core complex
Molecular function (GO): telomerase RNA binding; telomeric repeat DNA binding
Source: RefSeq, a predicted model, not a curated record